Messenger RNA from Syzygium oleosum, 945 nucleotides. RefSeq names its product cysteine-rich receptor-like protein kinase 25. Gene Ontology annotation, molecular function: protein tyrosine kinase activity; ATP binding. The transcript is spliced from 3 exons. The record is from RefSeq and is a predicted model, not a curated record. Gene Ontology annotation, biological process: protein phosphorylation. Lineage: Eukaryota; Viridiplantae; Streptophyta; Magnoliopsida; Myrtales; Myrtaceae. Bases 37 to 732 code for a protein of 231 amino acids.
AGCGGACAACUGCAUUGGUCAGCACGUUACAAGGUCAUGGUAGGGGUAUCGUGCGGAUUGCUAUACCUUCAUGAAGAUUCUCGGCUUCAAAUUAUUCAUCAUUAUCUCAAAGCCGGCAACAUUCUGCUAGAUGCUGACAUGAACCCAAAAAUCUCAGAUUUUGGUGCAGCCCGGAUCUUCAGUACUGAUCAGACUCAAGCAAGCACUAAUAGAAUUGUUGGAACAUAUGGCUACAUGUCUACUGAGUAUCUGAUGUUUGGACACUUCUCCGUAAAAUCUGACGUCUUCAGCUACGGUGUGUUAAUGCUGGAGAUUAUAACUGGCAAAAAGAGCAGCCAAUUCUUCGCAUUGGACUGCGAUGAGGACCUGCUAGGCUAUGUUUGGAAGCAGUGGAACGACAGAAUGCCGUUGGAAGUAGUGGACCCAGCUUUAAGUAGUGCUUAUUCCGCGAAUGAAGUGAUCAGAUGCAUGCACAUUGGCUUGCUCUGUGUCCAAGACGACAUGGAAGACCGACCUACCAUGGAUUCAGUUAUUCUGAUGUUAAACAGCGAUUCUAUUAGCAUCCCGGUGCCUCAAAGACCUUCGUUCUUCUUUCCUGGUAAGAAGGACAAACAGGCACCUUGUGUUCUGAACUCAGAUCAAACUAACAGCAAGGUGGACCAAUCUAUUAGCAAGACAAUGUCGCCGCGGUCUCUGACUGAUAGUGAUCUUGCUGAUCCAGGUCCAUGGUAACCGAGAUUUUGAGGCUAUCAUUUAGAUCGAUUCAUUGUUUAGAUUACCAGAUAAAUCGUCUGUGUACACUUCACAGUACAUCUUCAUUUCAAGGAUUGUUUUAGAGGAUUGGAGUAGUGGAUACCUUUGAUGUAAAGUGGAUAUCACUUUUGCAAAUACCGUUAAUGGUGGUAGCCUAUAAAAGGUUUCAAGACCAAUCAGUGAACUUUGAUA